CAUAUCUAAAUAUGCAUAUUUCGAAAUCUACACCAAUGAAAACUGAUGAUAUUUUAUCCUUGAAAAUUACGUAAUUUCAACUUUUUUCAAAUUAAUUUUGCUUGAAAUACAUUUAGUUGGUUUUAUUUUUGGAUGUAAAUUAUUUUUAAAGCAGGGAAUACAGUCUAAAAAGAAUUUUCCGGCUAUUUUAUUGGAAUAUUGUAGGUAUGGCCCAGAUAAAAAUAAACAAAAUUGACGUAAUACUACAUUUUUGUUUGGAAACUUUAUUCCGAAUGCAUUUUUUGAACGUUUUUACCUUCUGAGGCUCAUUAUUUGAUAGUCAAUUAAAGUAUAAACUUGAAACAUAAAAACUCGACGUGCAGAUUUUUACGUCUUGCAAUUUUUUUCUAACAUUUGUUCCAUUUCAAGGUCUCUGUACGCCGUUAGCUCUAAUUUGGGUCGCUUUGGAAUAAAUAUUAAAGAGGGAGGCAGCGGAAUAUAUGUGGAAUGGGUAUUGGACGGUGAAGCUUUAUUCAUAGGUGAUCGUAUAAUUGAAUGCAACGGAAAACCUAUAGAUUCUCAAUCAAAGGAAGAAAUUCAAAAAUUGAUGGAUUUAAGCGGAAGAUGUCAAUUGGUAGUAAUACGUAUUAAUAAGCAACAGAAUAAUCAAAUGUUAUUACAGUCUCAACAAGACAAUCAACGGUUGCAACAUCGCAUCUCAUACUUGGAGGAUCAAGUACGAGAUAUGAUUAACCAAAAUAGCAGAAGAACAAAUCAAAAGAUCAUGAAAAGAGACCAUGUUACAAGCAUCAACAUAUCUUCAAGUCCUCAAGAUAAUGAAGGGGCUCAAGUAUUCCAAAGAGGCAACUUUAUUGCGACUAUCAUCGGGGGAAAAGCGAUACAAACUACUCAUUCUGUUUCAUCGAAUGGUAGCGCAACUUACCGUCCUCAACGUAACACCCUUCAGCACAGUCAUUCCCAACAGUAUAUUGGGGCGAACAGUAAAAUAAUUGAAACAUCACUGAAAAGUUCACAAAAUUUGAAGGACAAACAUGUUCGCGAUCAUCGUAAGGAAAACCAUAGAUCACAGCCUGAUUUGUUUUAUGAUGAAGAAAAGUUGAGGUCUGGUCAUCAAAGAUAUAAAAAAGAUCUUCAAGAUCUCCGUAAUGCAAGAAGUUUGGAAUUUGAUAGCGAAGAACCAAAGCAAAACAAUGUAAUGAUUCCAAAACAUCCAUCAGUACGCCGUGAAAUAGAUUAUACAUCGGAGCCAGUUGCAACACCUUUAUCAAACAGUGGGUCACGAACACGCAAUGGUCGUCCAACUCCCCCCAAGAAACCACUUCGUCUUUCACUUCAAGGUAUUCAAAGAACGCAAAGUUUACAGACUAUUGAAGCAAACGCUACAGCCACAAUCCUAGAUUUGGAGAAGAAACGGUCUCUCAAGCGCACGCAUCGGGGAAACAAAACCCCCGAUAAUGAUGGUGAAACCAAUUCAUUAUUUAUAGCGUCUCUCGGUAGAAACAAAUAUAUUGAAAAAACACCAAAUAGUCACAUCAACUAAAAAUAUUUCCACUUAACAUGUUCAUAAAGAGAUAUGUCAAUGUACAGUAGAAUCUUGAAAGUUAACUCACACAAAUACACAAAAGUUAAUUUUCCAGAAAAUUUAAGUAAAUAUUGUGACUUCGAAAAUGUUUCAUAAAGGGGGAAGGAGUACUAUUGGUUUAUGAAAAAAAAAAUUCGGUCUAAAAAUGUUCAAAAAUCAAAUUACACAAAUGUCACAGGAUUGAUGAAAAAUUAGGUGUUUUUAAAAUUUAAAGGAAAAGUAAUUUUUCGAAAAAAGUUAAUUUGGAUGUUUGUUGCUGAGCACAAAAAUGGGAAUACAGAUCUGUUCGAGAAAGAACGGAAUAUUGCUACUGUAUUAAUACUGUUUCUCAAUAUGGGAGUGUUCUUGAGGAUUUUUGAAAAAACUGGAAACCCAAAGAAAAUACAUAUGAAACCCAAAAUUCAAAAUCCAAAACCUAAGAAAAUCCUUGAAAAUUCCCGAUAAGUUUGCACAAAAACACACUCUCAUAUUAGAGACAUGAUAGUUAGUUUUCAAUAUGAAUUUGGACCGCGCUUAAACGUACACAUACAAAAAACGGACACCACUAAAUUUUUUUAUUUAAUAAUUUAUUUAUGUAUAUUGUAUAUAUUUUAUAACCUGGAAAAAGAGAAAUGGUAGAUUUUAAAUUAAAGAGAAAA
Messenger RNA from Sitodiplosis mosellana (orange wheat blossom midge), 2220 nucleotides. RefSeq lists its product as uncharacterized. The record is from RefSeq and is a predicted model, not a curated record. Lineage: Eukaryota; Metazoa; Arthropoda; Insecta; Diptera; Cecidomyiidae. The transcript has 2 exons. The coding region runs from base 587 to 1540 and encodes 317 amino acids.